AUGGAAGCUCACCCAGAACAGUUUCUGACACGGCCGGGCGGCGUGAAGGUGUGCUACCAAACAUUUGGUCGCAGUGAAGCGACGCCAUUGCUGCUGCUCUCUGGUGGAGCGCAGUCAAUGUUGUGUUGGCACGACGACUUCAUUUCAAUGGUGGAUGAACAGCUGGGAGGCUCCUUCAUCAUCCGCUUCGACUACCGAGACACUGGCAGGUCUACCAAUUUCCCCCUCGGAGAAGCGGCUCACUAUUCCAUCAACGACUUGUGCGACGAUGCCGUCGCUAUUCUCGACGAACUGCGCAUCGAGUCCGCCAACCUCGCCGGGUUCAGUCUCGGGGGCGCCAUCGCAUGGAUGAUUGCUGCUCAGCACCCGCAGCGCGUGAAAAGCCUCUCUCUCUUCUCAUCAAGUCCCGUUGGCCCGUCGCCGUCUACCCAAGACGCCCUCCCGCAGUUGAACCCCGAGCUCGGCGCUCAGCUCGCAAAGGCGCCUAUUCCCAGCGAUUGGCAGAAUCAAGAGAUGGUCUUGGACUUUCUCAUGUUCUGUGUCGACUGUACUUCGUUUCGCAGGUACGAAGGCCGUGAGCGGGAGGACAUGUACCGGAGACAGGCCGCGGAGUUUGCGCGCAUCUCCAGGCAGGGCAAUAGUGUGCAGAGCAUUUUCAACCAGAGCGCGGCGGUAUCCGGACGCUGGCCAAGGGAAUUGCUAUGUAAUGUCAAGUGUCCCACCACCAUUGUGCAUGGCCGGGAGGAUCGGAAUAUUCCACUGGUGCACGCCGAUGUCUUGAAGGAGGAAAUCAAAGGGUCCAAAUUGGUUGUUGUUGAAAGCAUGGCGCACGAGAUGCCGAAGCGAGAAUGGUCUAGAUUUGUACGUGCAAUUGCUAGUACUUGUGUCUAG
Messenger RNA from Metarhizium brunneum ARSEF 3297, 891 nucleotides. It is a transcript of the gene dauP, whose product is annotated as Rhodomycin D methylesterase DauP. The record is from RefSeq and is a predicted model, not a curated record. Gene Ontology annotation, biological process: glycerolipid catabolic process. NCBI's taxonomy places the organism in Eukaryota, Fungi, Ascomycota, Sordariomycetes, Hypocreales, Clavicipitaceae. Gene Ontology annotation, molecular function: triacylglycerol lipase activity.